Molecule: messenger RNA, 1063 nt
Organism: Vollenhovia emeryi
Lineage: Eukaryota; Metazoa; Arthropoda; Insecta; Hymenoptera; Formicidae
Exons: 3
Coding region: 90-758 (222 amino acids)
Source: RefSeq, a predicted model, not a curated record
AAUUGCAUUACGCUAAUCAAAUAUCGCGUUUUACCUCGAUUGAUCUCGGAAAUUGCGACUUGCAGAGGCACGCGGUUGUCCUAGGUAUAAUGUGUUGUCUCGUCACGGCCGAGUCGCCGGUCCAAGUCGGUGUGAAACCGACGAACGUGAUAGGCAGCCCGGAGCAGCACGCCUCCUUCAGCUUCGUCCGACCGGGACUAACGCAAACGUCGUUCGCGUUCGCCGGGCCGAGCUCCCAUCAAUCGUUCGCCGCCAGCAUCGGCAAUCCUCAGCUAGCGCAAAAGGUCCAGCCGAGUAUCGCUCACGCUCUCGCCCAGCGGAAUCCUGGCCUAGGGUAUUACGCACUCGGUCCCGCUGCGAGCGGGGUCACUGGGGUCCUUCCGAAUUUUGCGCCCGGUCCGUUGACGUAUCAGGCCCAGACCGUGGAUCCCGCGAUCGCGCUGACGUACGGGCAACAAUUGCAGCAGCCGCAGCAGGCGUACCUGCAAGCGUAUCAGCCGGGCGCCGCAAUUUAUCAAUCGCAAUUGGGGCAGCUGCUCGGCCUUCGCCUGGCACAAUUGGCCCAGGCUCAGCAAGGGCAGCUGCACGCGAUUCCGUCGGAACAGGUGCCCGAGGAGCAAACUCACUUGCAGCGGCAAUUCGUCAAUCAACAGCAAGCGGAACGACAAUCGCAGAAUUUGCUGGGCGUCGCUUAUUCGUCCGCCCCGUCGGUCGCGCGCGUAAAAGUCUCCGGCAAUGGAUACAAGUUCGAUUUCUGAGCCUGAGUGUUACCGCGCUUGCUACAAGAGUAAUUUUUUGUCGGACGAUUUAUAAUUAAAAUGUAAUUAAUGCAGAAUACGUGCUCAUAUUUAUUUGUUACAUAACGAUAUCGCGAAUAAGUUGUCUGUAUGUAUACUCGAAUAUUUCAUAUAUUAAUUAAACGUGAUACAAUAAUCAGUGAUAAUAUCACAGCUAUUUUUGUAAAAAGAAAACUAAUCGACUAGUGUAAAAUUCAAAGAUAUCUUAUUCAACAAGCUCCUUCUGUAAACUCUUAAUAAAAUGGUACGGCAUUCUUCAAGACGCA